Molecule: messenger RNA, 798 nt
Organism: Lichtheimia ornata
Lineage: Eukaryota; Fungi; Mucoromycota; Mucoromycetes; Mucorales; Lichtheimiaceae
Exons: 1
Coding region: 1-798 (265 amino acids)
Source: RefSeq, a predicted model, not a curated record
AUGGGUGCUCGUCAACAUACAUGGGCGCCAACAACCUAUCAUUAUCUCGAUCAUCAUCAUCGUCGUCGUCGUAGUAGCAGUGUUUCGCUUAGUACAACCAGCAGCAGCAGCAGCACCAACACAACCACUACCACUACCACUACCAAUGGUAAACGAUUUCGACGCCGAUGCACCUACCCUAUAUCAUAUCAACGAAAAGCGAUUUCACCUCGAGUAUGUUAUUUUGCACGACCAGUGACCAUUUCAUCUUCAAGUAGUUCAGAGAAUACGAUGCAGCACCAACUAUCCAUUGAGAUUCCUGCAACGUAUUUAUCAUCCUCCUCGCCUGCAUGUUCAUCACCGGUCCCUGUUUUUCAUACACAAUCCUUGCUAUUUCUUUUCGGGUUUCUCUUUUUUCCAUGCUGGUGGGUGGGUGCAUUUCUACUACGUAAACAACCACAACAACAGCCAUCGCUAUUACCCACCAAAGAGGGAUACCAAGCACACUACAAUUUAAUUUCGGUUCAUCCUUCCUUAUUAGCCAAUGGACGUAUCUCUUCUCGCGUGUUAUGGGUUCCUCAGCAGCAACACUAUUCGAGCAACAGCACCUUGCGAGUCGUAUCCACCUCAUUACCGGAUAUACCUGGAUCACGCACGAGCUGGGCUAGAAGACUCGAGCAAGAAUAUGAAAUGUUUCAAAAGUGGAAUCGGUACAUGAGCUUUGCAUCCAUUGUGUUGAUAUUAAUCAUCGUUGCCAUGCUGGCAUGGUAUCAUGGAGGCGUCGUGUAUGGUCGAUGGCGUCCUCUUCUUCCCCAUUGA